CACGCUUAAACGCCACUGUCAUCCGAUAGUCGACUCUCAGGUCGUGAAAGUCGCGAUGAAUGCGAACACACAACCUGCUGGGUUUCCUCUAGAGAUCUUGCACAAAAUCAUAACAUACCUACCUCGCAAGGACAAAUGGACGGCGCUCUUCGUCUCCAGGAUUUUCUACCAAACUACGGCUCCGUCUGUCUUUGCGGCUCUUCACCUUGAGAUUGGACGUUGGGGCCGAUCAGAUCAUUUCAAGACAGAUGCUGACUGCGUCGAGGAGAACGCUGACCGAAACUGGAGCAUAUUCAUGCACAUCAUCCGCAAUCGCACUUUUGCAAGCUUCGUCCGGAGUCUGUACAUUGUGGCGUCCUCGCUGGAACGAUACGCCAUUGUGGAUAGAAAUAUGUUGACAGAAAUGGUUAGGUCUCUGCCAAAUCUGCGCUUAGUGCAUUGGUACGGGGAAAACCCCCUCCCGUCAAUGGAGUUCUUAGAUGCGCUGCUUGAAUCAUGUCCACAUUUGCGCGAAGUAUCUCUACCUUGGCCUAUCGACCCUGAGCAAUGCCUGAAUCGUUUCACACAUUUGGAAGUGAUCCGCCUGUCGGCGGACGACGAUGAAGAUAAUUAUGACCUAAUGAACCCCAAUUCAGAUUUUGAUGGCUAUCUGUCGUCUGACGGGAAGAGGCUCAGAGAACUUUCCAUCCCCGCCUCUCUGAUUUGGAACACUCCUGAUCACGUGCUGCGUGAUUUGACGGAGCUCACCCUGACGCCACCGUGCAGUUUAGACAACCUGGACAUCCUGUUUCAGCAGGGUGCACGGCUGGAGUCCUUGUGCGUCUUGCAGUCGUAUCAUAAUAAGCCCCUUCCCAUCAAACGUACAAUGAAAACCAACCUGUCCGCCCUGCCAUCUUUGACGUCAUUCAAAGUGCUCUUCGGUAAGCUGGAUCCUGACGACAUACCCAUACUCGCCAAUUUCCUACGAUGCAAGAAGAAUCUGCGACGGCUGGAUAUAUCUCUGGUCGAUCUCGACUGGAAAUUUAUGCAGCCUUUGCUCGACGUGAUAUCCACGUCCCGCAGCCUCGAAGUCCUCGGUCUGGACAUCAUCCAGGGGUCUCCCUUUACGUUUCAUGAUCAUUCAGUUCUCCAGCGGUCGUUGCCCCGAGAUCUUGUCGCCUUACGCUUGUAUACCUACUUUAAAAAGGUGGACAUAGACGCCGACACAUGGUUCGAAUUAUGGACUCAACGUCCUAAGAUAACAUAUACACACUGGAAAGGCGAUUGGCCUCCCAGUUUUGUCAGAAAGCUGCUCUUCGAGACUCAGAGCAUGAAAAUGGUCGUUGAAUCCUUCAUCAUCACGGAAAUUGACCGGACGACGGACGAUAUCACGCCGCUACCUCUCUGGUCACGUAAGAAAGUCAAAUUUAGGAUCAAGGAAGAUUUUCAAUGCGCCGACUGGGAGUGGCUUGCCCGUCAUCACGAUCUUUUUACCAUGGGCGACUGGUAGGGUGCUGCUGUGACAUUUUUGAAAUUGUUGUAACUAUUGUUUGCGUUGAUGCAUUGCAUCGUAGUAUGAGGGACUCUCAGUACGACCUCCAAAGUCUCUUCAUCCUAUUCUGCCAGGUCCGCUGCCUUCUACGUCAUCCCUUCGACUUGUGUCAUUCCUUCAACUUGAAGUCGUUGCCCCUUGUUAUGUACUGGAUGUGAUUCACCUUCGAAAACCAAUAUAACUGAAAGUCGGGAUAUAAAUGCUUAUGGAAGCUUAC
Molecule: messenger RNA, 1748 nt
Organism: Laetiporus sulphureus 93-53
Lineage: Eukaryota; Fungi; Basidiomycota; Agaricomycetes; Polyporales; Laetiporaceae
Exons: 4
Coding region: 56-1489 (477 amino acids)
Molecular function (GO): protein binding
Source: RefSeq, a predicted model, not a curated record